AUGGCGAGCGCGCAGACUACCGGUGUCGCCAGCUUCCUGAAACUACCAACCGAGCUGCUCGACCAGGUCGCCAGCCUCCUCCCCCGAUCGGCUCUUCGCGCACUCGCCCUGACGUCAAAGAAGGCGAAUGUCUCCGCCAUCGACACCCUCUACAAGAUCUACCUCAACCGCACUGCUCCCGCAAAGGCGCCCUUCCAUCUCUUCCUCCGUACUGUAUGCGAGCGACCCGACCUUGCGGCUAAGGUGAAGCGCGUCGACAUCCGCGGAUGGCGUUCGGAAUAUGAGGUUGCUACAGGAGCCGCAUGGCGGGGUGUCACGGAAGUCAGGGACGUCGAUCAAACCGAGAAGAGUGGCCCAUCAUUCACGAGCACAGAAAAGAGCCUUCGAGAUUCAGCUGCAGCGAGAUCGAAGUUGUUCGUUGGGGCUGCAGUCAAGGCCGGUAUAGUCUCGGAGCCUACAUCGCUUUCAGUACCGGCGCUCAAGGCGAGCAUCGUGUGGUACACGUCACUAAAGGAGGACGGCGACUUUCUGCGCCUCCUGGGUCGGGGUGUAGAGGAUGCGCAGCUUGUGCUGAUCCUGGCUUUACUUCCCAACAUGGAAGUCCUCCGUAUCGAUGGAUUGAGCCCUUUUCCGCUGCUCGAUUGCUCAGCGCUUCAGAAGGUUUCGGCGCUACAGAUCAACGGCUCGAACACGAGCGUGGAAGAGCCAGUCGUCAAGGACAGUUUACAGUUUCUCGACAUUACACCAAACCUGCGGAAGAUUCAUCUUAUUGCCAUUGCCGCUGGUGGUCAUAGAUUCACGAUCAAGGCGCUUCCUUCGACCAAACUCGAAGGAGUUGUCCUUCUCGGAUGCGGAGUGAACAUUCGCCUCUUGCGUAAGAUUAUGCUCGGCCAGAGUCUGGUCGUUAUAGCCUAUCGACCUGGUCCAGCUCAGAUCGAUGCAGUCACAGGAUCCGACAUCGCUCUGCCAGACCUCUUCGCUUCAUUCGCGCAUUCCAAGCUCUCGCUGCGGUCGUUAAUGCUUUUCCCUUCUAGCAUCAAGUCUGAACAGAGCAAUCUAAAGCACUUCGAGAAUCUCAAAACAUUGGAAAUACCUCUUUUGGAUGUCCUAAGCAUUCCAUACGACGAGCAAGAGCCCGAGACCAUCCACGCUCUCCUCAAAGACCAGCUUCCGGCUACCCUGAAGCACAUCGCUCUACGCUAUAUGACCAGCAAUAUUCAGACCAAGAUAGUUAUAGAACAACUGGCUGUGUUGAAGAUGCAAAACGUAUUGCCGGACCUCGACAAAGCAACCUUCAAUUUUAUCAGCGCUGUGGCAUCGUCGUUUGUCUCCACGGCGAUGAUCAAUAUCGGUGGUCCUACGGGAGGGCUAGCUGCAGGCACGACGUGGGAAUCUCUACCAGAGAUGGAGAAGAUGGUUCGGGAAGACUGUGGCAAGCUGUAUGAAGACGCGGGCAUCUGCAUGGUGGUAGAACAGACGGACUACUAG
Messenger RNA from Alternaria arbusti, 1488 nucleotides. RefSeq lists its product as uncharacterized. Gene Ontology annotation, molecular function: protein binding. The transcript has 2 exons. The coding region runs from base 1 to 1488 and encodes 495 amino acids. The record is from RefSeq and is a predicted model, not a curated record. Lineage: Eukaryota; Fungi; Ascomycota; Dothideomycetes; Pleosporales; Pleosporaceae.